Messenger RNA from Spea bombifrons (plains spadefoot toad), 936 nucleotides. Its product is annotated as olfactory receptor 1019-like. The record is from RefSeq and is a predicted model, not a curated record. Gene Ontology annotation, cellular component: membrane. The transcript has a single exon. Gene Ontology annotation, molecular function: G protein-coupled receptor activity; olfactory receptor activity. NCBI's taxonomy places the organism in Eukaryota, Metazoa, Chordata, Amphibia, Anura, Pelobatidae. Gene Ontology annotation, biological process: G protein-coupled receptor signaling pathway. Bases 1 to 936 code for a protein of 311 amino acids.
AUGACAUUUGAAAGGCAACCAAAUCUAACAAGAUUUACUAUUCAAACCUUCACUGAUGCCCCGGAACUCCAAAUACCUAUUUUCUUAAUCUUUCUACUUGGCUAUCUCAUCAUUAUCCUUGGAAACCUCACUAUUUUUGUUGUCAUUGUAAGUGAAGCUAGUCUUCAUACCCCUAUGUAUCUAUUUUUGAUGAAACUUUCACUUCUUGAUAUCUCCUGUGCGUCAAACAUUCUACCCAACAUGUUACAUAUGCUUCUGACACAACACAAGACAAUUUCAUUUGUAGGAUGUAUCACGCAGGUGUAUUUCUUCAUAUCCCUGACCUUCACUGAACUCCUCUUGCUUGGGGCCAUGGCGUAUGACCGAUACUUAGCAAUAUGUCACCCCCUUCAUUACUUCAUGCUGAUGAGUUUCAGACACUGUGCGUUGCUGAUAAUGGCCGCUUUUACCAUAGGCUUCAUUGAUCCAGUGGGACAUGUUGUCCUUAUAUCUAAGUUGUACUUUUGUGCUUCCCAUCUUAUUGACCAUUUUUUCUGUGACGUUUCACCCUUGCUGAAGCUCUCCUGCAGCGACACAUCGCAUGUAGAAAUGUUAACGUUUGUGGAAGGGACAUUCAUUGUUUUCCCAGAUUUCCUACUUACGUUAAUCUCAUAUAUAUUCAUUAUUGCCACAAUUCUGAAAAUAAAAUCUGCAGAAGGUCGGCAAAAAGCCUUCUCCACCUGCACCUCCCAUCUGACCUGUGUUAUUAUGUUUUAUGGAACUAUCAUGUGUUUGUACAUGAGACCCACGUCAAGCUAUUCUCCAAAACAAGACAAAUUUUUUGCUCCUCUGUACGUUGUCUUGGUUCCGAUGCUAAACCCAGUUAUUUACAGUCUAAAAAAUCAAGAUGUUAAAGGUGCUCUAAAAAAACUGAAGAACAAGAUAAUAUGUAAAUAA